Molecule: messenger RNA, 1281 nt
Organism: Entamoeba invadens IP1
Lineage: Eukaryota; Evosea; Mastigamoebida; Endamoebidae
Product: AP-3 complex subunit mu-2, putative
Exons: 4
Coding region: 1-1281 (426 amino acids)
Biological process (GO): intracellular protein transport; endocytosis
Cellular component (GO): clathrin adaptor complex; cytoplasmic vesicle
Source: RefSeq, a predicted model, not a curated record
AUGAUUAAAUCUCUGUUUAUUGUGAGUUGCUCGAACGACGUCAUAUACUCCAGACACUACGAGAACACAUUAGACAAAGGCGUGUUAGUUCCGUUUUAUGACAAAUUGACAACAACAACAUCUUACAAAGAAAUAGCUCCAGUGAUCAAUUGUAACACAUAUUGUCUUUUCCACAUCUGCCAUGAACUUCCAACAAACUCGGUCUAUUUCAUCGCAGUCACUGACACCGAAGUCCAACCCCUCUUUGUCUCCACAAUAUUGCAGAGAAUAAAAAUGGUCUUGAAGUAUAUGUACCCUGAUGGUAUCUAUGACUACAAUAUCCUCAAAGAGGACUACAUCCGAUUUACAGAGAUCAUCGACAACAUGAUGGACGGUGGGUUUCCGUUCAUUAUGGAACCGAAUACAAUGGACUCGUUAAUGAACCAAACGACUACUUCACAGAAGAUCGAGAAAGUAGUUCUUGGAGAUUUAUUAGUGAACUACGACAAAGACGCAUUGGGCUCUCGAACGUUGCCGUGGAGAAAGGACGGUGUCGUCCAUAAGAACAACGAAAUUCUCUUUGAUGUGAAUGAACGCGUUAACACCGUCUUUAAUCUUGUGACUGGGAAGUCGACACGGACUGAAGUGAUAGGGGAGGUCGUUUGUUUGUCAGCACUUACUGGGAUGCCAGACAUCACUCUCAAAUUUGAAAACCCCCAAAUCAUGGAUGACGUCUCGUUCCAUCCUUGUGUUCGAAUAGGACGAUGGGAACAACAAAAAGUCCUCUCCUUUGUCCCCCCAGAAGGGAAGUUUUCGCUCUUCAAUUACCGGGUCAGAGGCACUCUUCAAGCACCAAUCAAGCUUGGAGGAUCUGUGAAAUAUACGGAUACCAAAGGAAUUAUUGAGUUGUCGGUGUACGCUAAUAACAUCCCAGGCUUUGGAAUGGGACAACUGAAAAGCGAGGUGAUCAACAUGACGAUGACUAUUGAAUUGCCCGUUUCAGUCACUUCAUGCGAGUUAGUGGUGAAUACAGGGAACUACAAGUUCGAUGCCGUUAAACAUUUGCUUAUUUGGAAUAUUGGAAAACAAAACCCAAAGGUUGUCCCAACAAUCAGUGGCACCGUGAACCGUUCGAUGUACGAGGAUGUCGACACCUUCACUAAAGUCUCCAUGGGGUUCCAAAUCAUCAACUAUGCUGUUUCUGGACUCAAAUUUAAACACCUUGACUGCAACCAAGCGUACCAAGUCCGUAAGGGUGUCAAAUUCACAACUUAUCAAGGAAGAUAUUUGGUGAAGGUCUAA